Mugil cephalus (flathead mullet) is the source of this 1383-nucleotide messenger RNA. RefSeq names its product transmembrane protein 208 (gene tmem208). Gene Ontology annotation, biological process: vacuolar protein processing. The transcript is spliced from 6 exons. Gene Ontology annotation, cellular component: intracellular membrane-bounded organelle. The coding region runs from base 198 to 719 and encodes 173 amino acids. The record is from RefSeq and is a predicted model, not a curated record. NCBI's taxonomy places the organism in Eukaryota, Metazoa, Chordata, Actinopteri, Mugiliformes, Mugilidae.
AUUCGUGCGCCGGAUAUGUUUCUCUUUCCACACCAGCCCUGAAUGCUGAUGUGUUUCAAGAAAUUACACCACAGGGAGAGCGAGGAGUUCGUUUUUUGAUGCUGUAGCUCAAUAACGGGGAGAAACGGCGGCGGGUCAGCGGUCGAUGUGAAAGAAGACGCGGUGGAAGAGAUCAGCAACACCGAAACAGAGAGAGUAUGGCGCCCAAAGGUAAAGUUGGCACGAAGGGAAAGAAGCAGAUCUACGAGGAGAACGAGGCGACUCUGAAGUUCUACACACGAGUCAUCCUAGGAGCUAAUGUAAUAUAUGGUGCUGUAAAUUUCUUGAUUUUCUACAGUUCGUCUACAUUUUGGACAUGGCUGCUGCUGGUGUUUGCAUUGGCAGUGUACGUCGGGAGCUACCGCUCCAUGUCCGCGAUGGCAAAGCCAGCGUUUGCUGAGGACGGGAGUCUCCUGGAUGGAGGAAUAGACUUGAACAUGGAGCAGGGAAUGGCAGAGCACCUGAAGGACGUCAUCCUGCUCACAGCCAUCGUACAAGUUCUCAGCACGAUCUCCUCUUAUUUCUGGUAUCUUUGGCUGCUGGCUCCGGCUCGUGCCCUGCAGCUGCUUUGGACAAACUUUCUGGGCCCCUGGUUUAUGGCAGAGAGCCCAUCGGCGCCAGAGGAGGUGAACGAGAAGAAGCAGAGAAGACAAGAGCGCAGACAGAUGAAGAGGUUCUGAUGCUGCAGAGCAGACUGAGCAGUAUUUUUAUACGCAGGAUCUAACACACAGAUGUCGAGGGACACAUAAAUUAUUUAGGAACUAAUUUUCAACUUAGUCCAAAUCCGAUGCUGUGGAAUCUUGUUUUCCAUGUUUAUUUUCUCCCCGCUUUCUCAAGUCAUACGGUUUUUCCCUGAAUUGUGAAAUGUACCCAGUUUAGCAGUUUAACACCGGGGUCCGAAUAUCAUUUAUUCCCAUGCAGAGAUUUAUUGUAAAAAGUUUAUUCUUGCACGGUGCCGUCACACCGGCCCCGUCCUCCUGCAGAUCUCCGUUUCAAUUACAUUUCACGCAUCAACCCCCGAAAAGCAAACUAAAUUUACUCAGACAGCGCCACUUUUAUCAUUUUAUUUGUCAUCCAUCACCGUCCCUUCAUCACAGAGUCGGGAGAUGUUUUUUGUUUUGUUUUCCUGAGCUUUCAAGUCUUAUUAAAUCAUCUGGAUAUAAAAUAAGUUUUAAUAGAAAAAUGGAGAGCAUUUUUUGCAAUAAAAAAUCUGAGUGUGGAGUUUUGAGAGAAGAUUUUUUUUUUUUCCCCAGUUGGCAGAAAGAGAAAGUUGCAGCUUUUAUUUUCAGUUUUCCUGUGAGGCUAAAGUUUGGUGCCUUAAUAAAAUCUUUUCUUUUUUUUGUC